Messenger RNA from Orcinus orca (killer whale), 919 nucleotides. It is a transcript of the gene ERICH4, whose product is annotated as glutamate rich 4. The record is from RefSeq and is a predicted model, not a curated record. The coding region runs from base 84 to 599 and encodes 171 amino acids. The transcript has 3 exons. NCBI's taxonomy places the organism in Eukaryota, Metazoa, Chordata, Mammalia, Artiodactyla, Delphinidae.
UUGGAUCCUUGUGAGCAGAGUUAAGGUUAGACUUUGAUUAAAACAAAAUAAAAACACACGAAGCUGCUGAUUCUCAGUGGAGAAUGGACUUUGGGUGGCCCGAGGGGGUGGGGCUGGCCCUCUCCUACCCGCCACUGCCCUUUACUCCCCCCACCCAGCCCCCGGCUCCCCAGGGGACUGGGUCACUCUGGACCUUGCUACUUCCUGCUCCUGGCUGCCACUGCUCAGAGACUAUGGAGCUGUGGAAGCAGCUGAGGCAGGCUGGACUGGUGCCCCCAGGGCUGGGCCCACCCCCGCGGGCCCUGAGGGUGGUGCCCCCAGUGAAGAGGGUGGAUCAGACCCUCAUGUUCCCAGGGGCUGACACUGGAGGUGCCAGGGAGAGUCUGCUGUGGCUCUGGAAGGAGCUGGUGAACCUCCGCCUGGUGGAUGUCCAGCUGCUGGGCCAGCUAUGCAGCCUGGGCUUGGAGAUGGGGGCAAUUCAGGAGGAACUGAUCACCUUCCUGGAAGAGGAGGAGGACAGAGAGCUGGAAGGGAAGCAGGAGGGGGCCUGCGGUCCAGCCCCAGGUCACCGCCUCCCUGACUUUGAAAUGACUAUCUGAGGCCCUGCUGCUGUACUUUUGGACCCAUGAAUGGUAUGUACCCCAGAAGUGGAAUUCCUGGAUUGUACAGUGAGUCUCUGUGUAAUUAUUUGAGGAAGUACCAUACUGUUGGCUCUACCAUUUGUCAUUCCCACCAACAGUGCACAAGAGUUCCAACUUUCCACCUCCUCGCCAACACGUUAUUUUCUUUUUUUUUUUCCUUUUUUCACGAUAGCCAUCCUAAUGUCUGUGAGGUGAUACCUCAUUGUGGUUUUGAUUUGCAUUUCCCUAAUGACUAAUGAUGUUGAGCAUCUUUUCCUGUGCUUAUUCAUCUAUUUCUU